Molecule: messenger RNA, 1517 nt
Organism: Trichogramma pretiosum
Lineage: Eukaryota; Metazoa; Arthropoda; Insecta; Hymenoptera; Trichogrammatidae
Exons: 2
Coding region: 534-1040 (168 amino acids)
Source: RefSeq, a predicted model, not a curated record
ACGAGUUGGCCCCACAUGCGCGCGUGUACACACAUGCCGACGUUGCUCGAUGUGUUACGUCAAUUGAGCACCUCUGCUAUACUUUAAUACACGCUUGAACCAAGUGCGGCGGUCGUAUUACCGCGUUGCUACUGCAACAGAUGCGUUCACGUUUGUAAGUCGCGCAUCAGUGUAGCUGUUCAUUUAUUUCGGAGGAGAAAAAAGUUAACGGGGUUUUGCCCAUAUUUAAAGUACCGAGAAGUUGCCGGAGCUUGUAUAGUCCCCUCCCUUGUAUAGUGUAAUGCGAAAUCCGAUCAUCUAGCUAAGAGUCGCUACGCGCCUGAUUGGACGUCGUCGCUUGAUUGUAUUUAUACGGCUUUAAAAUUUUGGGAGCACGCGUGUGAGUCGAUUCGGCCUAUUAGUCUUCGUAUUGCUCUAGCAGCAGUAGCAGCAGCAGCAGCAGCAGCUACAGCACCGGUCAGUCCUAUCCAAGCUUCGUAGCUAGCAUCUAUUUUAUAUCAAGAGAACGAAAAAAAGUUUAAACGCCGAAGAAGAUGUUACAUCGGUGCGGAAUUUGUUACUAUGAAAGCAAUCGUGGACACAAUAUUAAACGUCACGAGAAAAGGUUCCAUUCUGUCAAGCAGCGUCUCUGCAAGUUUUGCAGCCAAUGGUACCGAACGAAAUUCGACUACUACAUACACGUCUACGAAGCACACGAGGACAAAUGCCGUAUUGCCCCUCACCUUUUUGAGUUGUGCUGGGGAAUCAGAAAAAUGAAAAAGGAGCCAGAGAUGCCACCAACUCCGCCUUCAUCACCAGAUGAUCUGUCGGCUCCGACUACUCAGAGUCCGUCUUCAACGACGCUAAAAGAUGAGUACCCUUGGCUUCCGGCUCACAGCUGGCUCUUUAGAGAUCCUCGUACCUUGCCGAUAAAAAAGAGACUGAGUCGUAAAUUUCAUUUGCGUAACGGCUUAGCCCUUGCUCGGCCCUUGGCUAUAAAUGACAAAACGGCUGGUCCCAUUGAUUAUUCCAUGGCCAAAGCAAAAAAUUUCAACGCUUAAGUUUAUUUUUUAAAAAUAAUCGAGUGUUGACUUUUUAAAUAAUAAUCACAAGGCUAGUGUUAAAAGUUAUUGUGUAAUAAUAACAUGUGUUCAUAUUAACAGCACAAAUUGUGUAUAUCAUGAUACACGAUUGUGCCUAGUUUUUUAAAUGUUUGUGUGAGUGACGUCUUCAACUGUUACGCUUAAAAGACUUUAAAAAUCUUCGGAACUGUUUUUUUAAAAGCAAUAGAAUUUCAAAAUUUUUUAUAUACCUGUACAAAUGUGUUUUUACCUGUCAAAGUUCAAAGUUUUAAUAACUGUGCGACCGAAUAAUCAUUCAUCGAGAUAGUUUUAACGUGUUUUCAUGUUUAGAAAUGUAUACGACUCGAUGAUAUUUUUAUGCUCUACAAUAUACGUAGUAAUGUAUCUGUUUUAAUGGAAAAAAGUAUUUACAUAUUUUUAAAUAAAGACAUUUUCUCACAGAGCUAAACCAAUAAU